CUCCAACGUCUCACGAACAGGAUAAAGUAACAGUCCAGCCUGUGUUGUCUCUGUGUGGGAAUAAUUUAUUGAGUUGGUUUUCAAGGGUAUUUAUUACAUUAUGUCUUUGAGAGACUUUGGAACCCAAGGGCAGGAAGUGAAACCUAAAUUUAUGAGUCGUGCCAAACAAUGGACUGAAGAAAUAGAAAAUUUAUACAGAUUUCAACAAGCUGGAUACAGAGAUGAGAUUGAAUACAAGCAAGUAAAGCAAGUAGAUGGGGUGGAUCGUUGGCCAGAUACUGGGUAUGUGAAAAAACUUCAAAGGCGAGAUAACACAUUUUAUUACUACAGUAGAAAAAGAGAAUGCGAGGACAAAGAAGUCCAGAAAGUCAAGGUUUAUGCCUAUUGA
This is a messenger RNA of Hemiscyllium ocellatum (epaulette shark), 388 nucleotides long. RefSeq names its product meiosis/spermiogenesis associated 1 (gene meig1). The record is from RefSeq and is a predicted model, not a curated record. The transcript is spliced from 3 exons. The coding region runs from base 101 to 388 and encodes 95 amino acids. Lineage: Eukaryota; Metazoa; Chordata; Chondrichthyes; Orectolobiformes; Hemiscylliidae. Gene Ontology annotation, cellular component: nucleus.